UGUCAGGGGCCGAUCGCCUACCUUCCUUUCUUAGGUGACUCCGGCCACAGCCCGUUGCCCGCGGCCGCCGGCGAAGUUCAGUCGCAGCCCCCGAAGCGUCCCAGGGUCCCUCCCGAGCGGCAGCGGCGGGUCCAUGGAGAAAGGCCCGGUGCGAGCGCCGGCGAAGCCGCAGGACCGCAGGUGCAGCAAUGGGUGCCUUGAGGGAGAGCCGCCGCGGCCAGGGCCGAGCCGACCCGCCGAGAAGCCGCCGCGGCCGGAGACCAAGCGAGCCCAGGCGGCGGACGGCUGGAAGGGCGAGCGGCCCCGCAGCGAGGAGGACAACGAGCUGAACCUCCCCAACCUGGCGGCCGCCUACUCGUCCAUCCUGCGCUCGCUGGGCGAGAACCCCCAUCGGCAGGGACUGCUCAAGACGCCCUGGAGGGCGGCCACGGCCAUGCAGUUCUUCACCAAGGGCUACCAGGAGACCAUCUCAGAUGUCCUAAAUGAUGCUAUAUUUGAUGAAGACCAUGAUGAGAUGGUGAUUGUGAAGGACAUAGAUAUGUUUUCCAUGUGUGAACAUCAUCUAGUUCCAUUUAUUGGAAAGGUUCAUAUUGGUUAUCUUCCUAAUAAGCAAGUCCUUGGCCUCAGCAAACUUGCGAGGAUUGUAGAAAUCUAUAGCAGAAGAUUACAAGUUCAAGAGCGCCUUACGAAACAGAUCGCUGUAGCCAUCACAGAAGCCUUACGGCCUGCUGGAGUUGGGGUAGUGGUUGAAGCAACACACAUGUGUAUGGUAAUGCGAGGGGUACAGAAAAUGAACAGCAAAACUGUGACCAGCACGAUGUUGGGUGUGUUCCGGGAAGAUCCAAAGACUCGGGAGGAGUUUCUCACUCUCAUUAGGAGCUGAACUUCGGCGUGUGCCGUGUGCUAUGCAGAUCAUGCUUCUAGAAGCAUUGUUUGUCUGGUCUUAAUUGUGCAUUCCAUUCUCAGUUGUAACAGACGUGAAACAUUCCUUGUCACUGUGUUAAAUAAUUAUUUAUUGCAAGUCAAAUAAAAAUAAUUAAUAAAAGGGUGGGCCUUCUACUUUCUUCCUGCCACCUUUUAGUGGCAACAUUUAAGCAAACUGCCAACAUUUUAAGUUAUAUGCACAAAAUCACUGCCAUUCUGAUAGCCUGAGGGUGCUGGGAAGGGAGAAGAACUCACGUAUUUUGUUCAAAUAAUAUAGUAAUUUGGUUUAUAAGCAAAGGAGUGUUGGGAAUUGGAGAAAACUAUGACCUAUACACUGCGUUUUCCACUCCCUAACCAGAAAUGGUGCAGCGCUUCAAAUAAUUUACUGUCCAGUGUGCGGCACUGCUCUGCAAAUUCUAAGUUCAACAGGCUUCAUUUUAAUCGUGUUUAUUAAACUGCCAGUGACACUUUAUUUUUUAUAUAUUUAUUUUUUAACUGUCCAGUUGUAAUGUCGGUUACCAAAGGAAGGUGGUGAAAUAUCUAUGUUUUUUAUUUUACUUUGAGUUAAAAAGGCACAUUUCUACCUUCUAUUUUUAAAAAAAUCCUGUAUAAGGAAUUAGUUCCUGGAGUUGUUUACGAGUGUAUUCUCAUGUCAACAUACAGAGAUUUAGACGUUUAACUCUCUGUGCCUUGAUGAGAAUAGCACACCAUUUAGAGUGUAGAUACCUUUGCCUUUAUUUAAACGCAAAACUUUAUAAGACUCUGUACUGACACUGUACAUAACUUGUCCUCAAAGUUCUACCUUUGGAAGCUUCCUGGGAGCUUAAUUUGUGUGUUCCUUGCAGAUGCCUCAAAACUAUUUUUUUUUAUCUUAUCAAAUAUUUUUUCUAAGUAUUCCAGAAACUUGAGAGCAUCCAUCACUUUCAGGCCCACAGAACCAUAGCUUCCAUGAACAUGAAAGAUGCAGAAUUAACUCAUUGUGAACUGUGUUAGGAGCUACGUCCAAAGUCUAACAACAGCUGUAUUGUUGGUGUCUGUUAAGACGCACCAUCAUUUUCUGGAAUUACUAGAAAAUACCGGAAGCCCUCAUACUGGUCUCCCUUGUGGUCCAUGUGGGUCUUGUCUUCAGUGUAACUGUUCAAGCAGUCUAGGUCUUUUAGUCCAGGAAGCUGUUGCCUUAUUAAUGAUUUUGUUAAAAUGUCCUCUACCAGGGUGGUGUGGGCCAAAUUAAAACAAAAAACAAUCAACUACCCCAACUCCCCUGCAAAAACACAAACAUAAUUAAUUAUUCCAUGGAGAAGUUUCUUAUUUGGCUGAUGUAGUGCUCUUCAAAUUUAUCCCAUUACCUUAGGAAGAAUCAACUACAAUGCUUGCUUUAGCUUUGGUCAUCCUAUCUCUGCCACUUUGAUGCUGUUUGGCUUAGGAUGGGGCAAUAUUUCUUUAAAAAAUUCUUCCCUACUUCUAUUUCUUAUAUUUUUUUUAUAUUUGGAGUUUCUAAAGUAUAGUGGUGGAUGAUUUUGAGUUCCUUUGAAAAUUGAAGCUAAUAUAAACAUUAUCCUGCUUAAUAUUUAGACAUUUAGAGGUAGAAUUAAGCACUCAACUCAUGUUUGGUAUUUCAAAGUAAAAACAGAUGUGACUUGAAGGACCAAAGAAAUUGUUAGCUAUAAAUUUAUCUUUCUGAGAUCAAUUGUAUUCCUUUUUUUAAUGACUCUUUGCUCUAACAUUUCCUAGAAGUGUUCUCAUAGAGUUCUAAUGUAUCCACAGGCUGCCAUCUUAUUGGUAAAUACAAAGUAAUUACCUUGUUUCUUUUACUCUGGUCUGUAGUACUUCAAAGUGACUUUUUCAUAUUCAUGACCUUGAUUCCAUUUUGGAGAUUUUUAAGAAUUUGAUGCAUUUAAAUACACUGUUCAAUUAAAUUGUUUGAAUUUUAUGUAUGUGUGUGUAUAUGUUUCUGAAGUUGAUUCUAUUUAAGUUAUUAAAGUAUUAUGACUUUGCUCUUGUGAAA
Messenger RNA from Hipposideros armiger (great roundleaf bat), 2929 nucleotides. It is a transcript of the gene GCH1, whose product is annotated as GTP cyclohydrolase 1. Lineage: Eukaryota; Metazoa; Chordata; Mammalia; Chiroptera; Hipposideridae. The coding region runs from base 134 to 883 and encodes 249 amino acids. The transcript has 6 exons. Gene Ontology annotation, molecular function: zinc ion binding; GTP binding; GTP cyclohydrolase I activity. Gene Ontology annotation, cellular component: cytoplasm. Gene Ontology annotation, biological process: tetrahydrobiopterin biosynthetic process; tetrahydrofolate biosynthetic process. The record is from RefSeq and is a predicted model, not a curated record.